Molecule: messenger RNA, 5514 nt
Organism: Corvus hawaiiensis (hawaiian crow)
Lineage: Eukaryota; Metazoa; Chordata; Aves; Passeriformes; Corvidae
Gene: TTC34
Product: tetratricopeptide repeat domain 34
Exons: 7
Coding region: 34-3255 (1073 amino acids)
Molecular function (GO): protein binding
Source: RefSeq, a predicted model, not a curated record
UGAUGCCGCUUGGUGAAGGCCCAAGCACAGAAAAUGUCCCCCGAGGACCUCGCCGCCCUGCUCUGUGGGGAAGGGGACGAGCACCUCUCCCAGCAGGAAUUUCCAGUAGCCACCGCUUUUUAUCUGGCUGCCUUCAGCUGCUGUGCCCCCACAGCAGUACAGAGAGUGAAAUCCUUGGGCCACGGGCUCUGGGAGCGAGUGGUGGCCACCCUGGAGGCCUGGUGCAGAGGCAAGGGUCAGAUCCCCAAGAUCCAGAGCAGGAACUUGGCCGUGGUGUCCCUCAGUGUGGGAAUAGCUGCGAUUUUCCUCUCCACCCUGAUUCCCGAGAACGUGGUGGCCUCGAUGUACAAGCUGGAGGCCCUGCUCCGGCGAGGGUGCUCGGAGGAGGUGGUGAGCAAAUGCAAUCUCCUGCUCGAGGCUAACCCGAGGGAUUCCAUGGAGCUGCUGCUGCUGAGGGCGCUGGCCCGGGUGCUCUCGGGGACACAGGCUGGGAAGGGAGUCGUGGAUUACGUCCAGGCCUUUGUGCUGCAUCAAACUGAGGCGGUGGCCUGCGUGUGCAGCAGGCAAAGGGAGCACCUGCCCCAGGUCGUCCAGGCCUUCUCUGAUCACCUCUCCACGUGCCAGGAGGAAAGCCCAGGCUGCAGGUCCUUGCAGCAGUGGCUGGGUGACUGCUACAGCUUCCUGGCUGCGGUGGCACCGGGGCACACCUGGGUGUGCAGGGCGCGGGCAGCCCACCUCCUAAAAACAGGCAAAUUUCGGGAGUGUGUGACUGUUUGCACCCAGGCCCUCGAGGGCUUCUCAGCUGAGAAUCUCGGAGGUGAGGACGUUCUGGCUCUGCUCCUGGAACGAGCUGCUGGGUAUUUCUUCCUGGGCGGAUGGACACAGGAAAUGAUGCAGGAUUUAGCAGCAGCCUUUGCAGCAGACCCUGCCCGGGCAAUGAAAUGCUUUGAAGAGCUUUUCUCACCCCAUGAUGCUGAGAAGAUUGAGGAGCAGGCCAGAGCUGCCCUGGAGGGGAGGUUUGCAGCGUACAGGGAGGCUGUGCGUGCUCGGGCUGAGCUCAGGGGCAAUCGUGGCACUGAGCUGCUCCCUCCUGUCAUCCAGACAAUCCAGCUGCUCCUGCACAUCUGCCCAGGGUCCAGCCGGGAGCUCAGUGUCCGGCUGGCAGACUGUCACCUCCUGCAGGGACACCCCGGGGCCGCCCUGGACAUCUGUGAGCAGCUGCUGGCAGCAGAGCAGAACACUUACCACAACACCCUGCUGGCACUGCGAGGCUUCUGCUCGCUCCAUGCCCAGGACCACCAUGGAGCCUUGCAGGACUUCCAGAGGGUCAUUGAGCACGAUUCCCCACAUCCCAACAGCUGCAUCAAAGCCCUGUGUGGGCGUGGGCUGAUCCGGAUUUCUGAUGGCAGCAAUUACUUGACAGCCCUGGAUUAUAUCACAGCCUGCCAGUUAAAGCUGGAAGAAACCAUCUUCACCAUCAAGUCCUAUGUGCCAUGGAACCAGAGGGGAUUGCUGCUGAAGGUCCUCCAGGAGGAAGGACAGAUGAUGCUCCAGAGGAAGAGGUACCCAGGAGGCAGCUCAGUUUCCUUUCAAAGAAAGCAAACAGGGCUAGAUGCCCCUGGGGUUUUCCAGCUGGCUUCUCUCUUGGUGGAGCUGGACAGCUCUGACGAGGCAUCCCGGAUCCUGUGUGCUGAUGCUCUGUACCAGAUGGGCCGUGGGGAAGAAGCCCACAGGCUGCUGGCACUGGCCCUCUCCAGAAACCCCCAGAGAGCUCCUGUGCUGGCCAGGCUGGCCCUGCUGCAGCUGAAGAGAGGCUUUGUGUACGAUGGCAACCAGCUGCUGAAGAGAGUGAUCAGAACUGGAGACUCCUCCUGCCUCCUGCCAAUCCUGGACAUUUUCCAGGAUGAGGACCGAAAGCUGCUGCAGAGCCACUGCCGCUGGCGAGCCCUGGCCAUCCUGAAGGGCAAACAGGAGGGUGCUGCCAUCAAAGAGGCCAUUGCCCACCUCUCCUUUGCCAUCCUUGCUGCAGGUGGCUAUGCCGAGGAUUGCCUUCUCACCAGGGCCCGAUGCUAUGGGCGCCUUGGGCAGAUGAAAACUGCCAUUUUUGACUUCAAUGCUGUCCUGAAGGAAGACCCCAGGAAUGUGCAAGCUCUGAACGGCCGAGGGUUCGUUCACCUCGCUCUGAGGCAGCAGAAGGAGGCAGUGCAAGAUCUGAUCUCAGCACUGAAGGUGGAGGCAGGGGCAGUGAUCCCAGCAAUCCUGUCCUUGAAGCCUGAAGCCCAAGGGUUGGUCACUGGGUGGCUCCUCCAGCACGCCAGGGCCGCUCUCACCAAGCUCGUGGCCACCAAAGACCUCCCAGGAGAAGAAACCCUCGGGGACCUUCUCACGAUGGCAAAAGCACUGACCAAAAUCUGCAAGGCUGCACAACAUCACAUCUUCUACGCCGAUGUUUUGAUGGCAAAUGGAAGGCACCAAGAGGCCCUCAAGCACCUGCAGGAAGCCUUUGGCCACUGUCCUGCUGAGGACUUUGCCAGGGCUCGCCUGGCUGUGCUGCAGCUGCAGAACAGGAACGUGGCAGAGGCAGCAGCCCAGCUCAGCACCCUGGCCAGGAGAGAUGAAAAGGACUUGGCCUUUCUCCUGAACUUUGUAGACACCAAGCAACAGCAGCAUCUCGCUCAGGUACGACACUUUUUUUUGAUCACACAUCCGUGGAUUCAAUUAACUCUGUCCCCACAGGCAGCAGCCCAGGAAGGGAAGGUGCUGAUGAGAGGCCAUCACUAUGAGGAGGCUCUGGGCUAUCUCAGCCUGGCAGUGCUGGCCAGCAGAGACAGUCCCAGGUACCUGCGCUGCAGAGCCGCCUGCCUGAUGCACCUGAAAAAAUAUGAGAGAGCUCUGAAAGACAUGGAAAAAGUGAUCCAGGGGCACGGCUGUAACAGCCCAAAAACACAGGCUGGAGACCACUGCUGCCAGGGCUUCCUGCUGCUGGCCCUGGCUGAGGAGGAGGCAGCAGUGCAGCACUACACGGAGGCCCUGCAGCUGGACGAGCCCCUGGCCCUGGGCACCAUCACAAACUGUCCUGGCAGGCAAACUUUAACCAAAACAUUUCACAAAGUAGCACAAAAUAACUUUGAAAAGCAGCGUUAUGAAGAGGCCUGGAAAAUCACAGACUAUGGGCUCAAAAUUGAUAAAAGCACUGAGCUCCAGAAGCUGAGAGCAAGACUCAAAAGAGAGGCAUCGAGCUGUAGCAUACAUUGAUUUCUCUGUUUGGGGAUUUUCUGCUGUCUGAUUGCUUUCUGGUUUGUUUGGGAGGCUGCAAGAAUGCGGGAAAGAUGAGAAAGAUAAGAAAGAUGAGAAGCUCAUGAUAAAUAUGCAACAGACAUGACACCGAACGUGGGACAGCAGAAUUGAGAGUAGAAAGUUUCAGGCAGAGAAACAAAACAAGAGAGCAAUGGGGAAAAAAAGCAAAUUGCAGCAUUCAGGACUCCUUAAAAUUAUUGUGGAUUCUGUAAACUCCCCAUUGUGAAAAAAGUCUCUUUUUCUGGCUAAACUGAAUGAAUUCUAACACAGGGGUUCCAGUCCUCCUGAAGGAAAACAUUCAAAUCACCUGCAGCUCGUGAAUAAGAAUCGUGUGUUCCCUUGCUAGUAUUUGAUGAGCUCUAACAUGUACAGUUCAAUAAAUUGGCCUUAUUUUUAUGGGCCAGUCAAAAGGAUCAGUCAAAAGUAACUCCAGUAAGGCGUUUGUGAAGGACCAUUUGUGUUACACCCCUCUCCUGCGCCGCUCCAGGAGGGAAGGAUCUGCCCUUGUGGGAAUGCAGUGGAUUUGCCACAGUCAGCACCAAUAUCGGGGAUGGGGCACCACAAAUGCCAAAUAACCUCUUUUACUGCCCCAGGGAACAGUGAAAUAACAGAUAAGGUGAAGGGUGAGACUCAACAGAGAUCAAACAUCCACUCCAGGGACUCCUGCCCUGAUAUCCAAGGCGUACAGGCAGCUCCACUCCGGGCUUCACCUUGGAUUCUCAGAUCCCGUGUGUCCAUUUAGCCACGGCAGAUAACAGGGAUCAUCUCUCCUUGGGGUGUCUGCCAGAGCUGCUGAAUUCCAUCCCUCACACUCCUGGGUGUUCAAACCCCAGAGCCAGCCCUGGAGCUCAUCCAGAAGUGGCGAUGCACAAGCAGGAGGUUGGAGGCAGCAUCCAAGAUGGGAUUGUUCCCAGUGCUGCAGCAUUCCUUCCUCCUCACCCCUGCUGGACAGCACGCACUCAGCCCCUGGCAUGGUCAGGGGGGCUGUUUCUGCUGUCAUGGCUCUGUUUUCCUGCUUUCAGGUGGACUUGGGGGCACCCCAGAGGCAGGGCUGGUCCAUCCCUGGGGAUUCACCUGUGAGAUGGGAGCCCUCAGCUCAGUCCAGGUGGGGCCCAGGGCAGCAGCUCCUCUCUUUGUUCUGGCUGCUCCAAGGGAGUUGUCCCCAUGGAGUGUGAUAAUAUAACCAGGGAGAAAAACAGAAACUACUGCUGAAAACAGAGAUGAAAGCAGUGCUGAGGACUGCUCUGCUGCUUUGAUUAGGAUGAAAGGGAAGAGGGAGCAUUUUCUUUUUUGUUGUAUUGUUGUCUCAAAGGCAACAUUCCAGGGUGGAACUUCAUUCAGCAGCCAUGGGAUCAACCCCCAGCGCUGACACCACCUGGAACCUUCCACCUUUUCCUCUUCUCUGCAUGCUCCUUUCUUCUGCCCUAAUAGCACAGGUAAGACUGGGCUUCUUGCCCUUCAAAUUUGAUUUUAAUCCUAGUGACGCUGAUGAGGAUUUUUCCCCAUAAUGAGCAUCAAGAUAUUGUGGGAUAGCUUCUUCCCAAGCAUGAAAUUAUAUCCCUAAAAACCUGUUGGCUCCAUUUGCAAGCCUAAUGAAAUAAUUUUGCUCGUUUUUUCCUUCAAAUGGUAACUAACAGACAGGAACUUCUCUGUGUCUCAAGAAAUUUUUGAGAAGUGGUUGUUUAGGGCUUUGGAAUUUUUUUUUAAGUCUCUCCAUUAUGUAAAAACUUUUUUCAGACAUGGAAAGCACUGGGAAUAUAAUCCAGUUGUCCUGUCUCCCAGGGUAAUAUUCCCUUCGUUAGUCUGGAAGUUUGGGGGAUUUUGGCCUGUUCUUUUGUUAAGCAACGUAUUAUUCUGAUAUAAUGCAUUUAUUGCUCCCAAAGAAAUAUUUCUUUAACAAUAAGGACCACAGGCAUCCCUGCAAGAUUGCCAGAGAGUUAUCCUGAGGAAAAAUUCCUUUUCAGGUGCCUGCCUGUUCCUCAUGGCCUUGAGGAAUGGCUGCUUCUCCCAGCAGCUCCUGACUCCUCUCAUCAGCAUUUUUAUUGGUUUCUUUUAUUUUCCUUGUCCUCUGUGCCCACUGAAGUCCUUUGCCUGUGCCUAAGCUUCUGAUUGGUUCUUUAUUUCUCUGUUGUGUUCUUACUCUUCCAAACAAUUUCUAGGAGAGGGCUUGGAGCAACGUGGGAUAGUGGGAGGUGUCCCUGCCCAUGGCAGGGGUGG